ACCAUGUCGUUACUACAGACUCGAUUUACAACAUAAAACAUUCAUAAUCGGGUAAUGUACAGGAAUCCUCCAUUUAACAAGAAAGGGCUGUGCCAUAAGACUCAAUGGGUUUACUGAAUGUAAGUCAGCUUGCAAUAAGAGCUGCCAGGUGCUACCUGAGUCCCUUUUCAACACCAAAAUCAUGGAUUUCCACCAGAACCAUCGCUCUGGGCGGCAAGAACAUCCUGCUCAUGGGUCCUCCUGGAGCAGGGAAGACCACAGUGGGGAGGAUAGUGGCCCACAGACUAGGACUGCCUGUCAUUGAUGUUGAUGACGAUGUCUUGGAGACGACAUGGAAGAUGCCCGUCGCUGCCAAGCUGGCAUCAGUCGGUGGAGAGAGUUUUCUACAGGAGGAAGGUCAGGCUUUGUGUAACUUCUCUGCCUCUGGGUGUGUUGUUUCCCUGACAGGCUCGAACCCUCUUCAUGCUGAGGCCAUGCAGCACGUCAGAGAGACCGGGCUGGUCAUCUACCUGGACGUGGACAGCGAGGAUAUCAUACAGAGGCUCACCAGGAUGAAGGUGAACAGGAUAGUGGGCCAGGAGGCAGGGGUAUCCAUGAGGGAUAUUCUGCAGUACAGGAAGCAGUUUUAUGAGAAGUGGCUCGAUGUGCGUGUGCUGUGUGGAACAGGGGACACGGUGGAGGAAGUAGCGGAGAAAGUGUUAAAGGCUGUGGAGAGAUAUCAAAAUCAUGCUGCAGAAACCUUUGUGUCAACCAGGUGUGACACUGUGGGAUCAUCCAAUCAGAAAACAUACUUCAGUGAUGUGGUUAUAGAGGGUCUGGCCACAGAUGGAGGCCUCUAUGUUCCCAAAAAUGGCUUCCCAAAGAUUGAUGCUUGUGAAUGGCUGAGAUUGGCUGACAUGUCAUACCCAGAGCGAGCGUUAGUUUUACUUGAAAAGUGCAUCCACCCGCUGGAUAUCUGUGCUUUGGAUCUCAGAACAAUGGUGUUCAAGGCGUAUGGUUCAAACUUUUCUUGUGAGGCAGUUGCACCUGUAAAACAUCUCAAUCACAACCAGUACGUUCAGGAGCUUUUUCACGGCCCCACCGCCUCAUUUAAAGACCUCGCUUUGCAGCUGAUGCCCCAGCUCUUCGCCUACUGCCUCCCGCCAAUGUGCAACUACCUCAUCCUGGUGGCCACGUCCGGAGACACCGGCAGCGCAGUGCUCAGCGGCUUCAGCAGGCUCGGCGGGACUGACAGACACAGGACCGGCGUGCUGGUGUUUUUCCCGGAGGAAGGGGUGAGUGAGAUCCAGAAGCUCCAGAUGAUCAGCUACAGGGAGGGAAAAGCCAGGGCCGUGAGCGUCCUGUCAGACUUUGACUUCUGUCAGAGAACCAUCAAGAGGAUGUUUGGAGAGUCCGGGCUGACGGGGCACCUCGCUGUGGAGUACGGCACCGUCCUCAGCACCGCCAACUCCAUCAACUGGGCACGGCUGUUGCCACAGGUGGUCUACCACUCCUCAGCCUAUCUGGAUCUGUGCAGAGACGGCGUUGUCAAGUUUGGGGAGCCCAUCGAUGUUUGCAUCCCUACUGGUAACUUUGGCAACGCCAUGUCAGCCAUGUACGCCAAGCAAAUGGGCAUCCCGAUAAGAAAAGUCAUCUGUGCGUCCAACCACAACCGCAUCAUCACAGACUUUAUCACCACAGGUGAGUACGAUCUCCGGGGACGGCCGCUGAUGCUCUCCCACUCCCCGGCUAUAGACAUCCUGAAAUCCUCCAACCUGGAGAGGUUCAUCUACCACGUCUCAGGUGGAGACGGACGCCUCGUCAAGGACCUGUUCACGCGCUUGGACGGACGGCAGCACUUUCAGGUUCCUGAGCAUCUCCUCGGCAGGAUACAGCAGGAAGUGCUGGCCGGCUGGUGCUCCGAAGACGACUGCCUGGGCGCCAUCCGGAGCGUUCACGCACAGACGGGCUACGUCAUGGACACACACACGGCCGUGGCUAAAGUCGUGGCCGACAGGCUGCAGGACGGUUCGUGCCCCGUGGUGCUUUGUUCCACCGCUCACUACGGGAAAUUUGCUCCCGCUGUGUUCAAAGCUUUACAAAUCCACAAUAUUCCAGAGGAUCCGGUCGAGCAGCUGAGGAUGCUCGGCUCGACUGCGUCCAGACCAGAGAUGCACAGAGACGUGAUGAAAUGCCUGAAGGAAAGUGGCAGGAGGGCACACACUGUCUGUCAGGCGGAGUAUGGUGUGUUGGUAGAGGAGGUGGAGAGCAUGAUACACGACUCCUUCUUGAAAGUUAUGUAGAACCAUUUUAGCUUUUGUUGAUUUCCACCUUAAAUUACUAAUUUAAUUUCAAUUAAUGUAAAAAUUCUGCUGAACAGCAUAAAAGUUGAAAGAAAUUCAAACAGAAAAAGAAUAAAUAAGAUAAAAAUAAAUAAUAAAUACCAGGUAUAAGCAGGCGUGGUGAUAAAACUGACAUAAUUUAAGAGGCGGGAUCCUGGCUGAGCCGGCAGGAUGGAGAACACAUUCACUUUUAUUGUACUGUAAUGGAGCUCUGAAGUGUUUUCUAGCUCAAUUUAAAGCCUAUUGAUUAUGCAACAUUUCUUAACA
Seriola dumerili (greater amberjack) is the source of this 2588-nucleotide messenger RNA. RefSeq names its product threonine synthase like 1 (gene thnsl1). Gene Ontology annotation, cellular component: cytoplasm. The coding region runs from base 105 to 2282 and encodes 725 amino acids. The transcript has 3 exons. NCBI's taxonomy places the organism in Eukaryota, Metazoa, Chordata, Actinopteri, Carangiformes, Carangidae. The record is from RefSeq and is a predicted model, not a curated record.